GUAAUGAGUUGAGUUUCCCCAAAUUAUGAAUUUUUGGUAAUACAAACAGUUAAUUUUUUUUGUCAUUCCCCAAAUUUGUACUAUCCUAAAUAUUACAACAGGAUAACAUAUAUCUAUAAUCCUCUUGGACUAAAAAUUUCACAAUUGAUUUAGAUAUGAUUAGAAGUUGGGAACUACAGUUAUAAAGUUUGUUUGCUUGCAUAAACUUUUAAAGUUAAUGGUAUUUAUCCAUUUUUCGUUUGGUCAAAAUUUGUCACAAAAUCGUAAUUAGAAAAAACAAUAAUGUGCCUAUGAUUUGACGAUCUGCUUGAACAAGAGGAAGCGAAAGGAUGUGUUACCCUUUCUCUUGUUUUCGUAUAGCUAUUGAAUGAGUUUCAUCCGAUCCACGAUUCCGUCUCUGAGCUCAGAAUCAUAAAAGCGGAAUCCGAAUCUGAUCUCAUGUCUUUCUCAUUCUUCAAGCCCUCUAGGCCUAAAACGCCUCAAGAGGUUGUUAAAGCCAUCAGAGACAGUCUUAUGGCUCUCGACACCAAGACCGUCGUCGAAGUUAAAGCCCUCGAGAAGGCUUUGGAAGAAGUUGAGAAGAAUUUUUCUUCUCUAAGAGGAAUACUUUCUGGAGAUGGUGAGACUGAACCAAAUGCUGAUCAGGCUGUACAGUUAGCAUUAGAGUUUUGCAAAGAAGAUGUUGUCUCUCUUGUUAUUCAUAAGCUUCAUAUUUUGGGAUGGGAAACAAGAAAAGAUUUACUGCAUUGUUGGUCUAUCCUGUUGAAGCAAAAGGUCGGCGACACUUAUUGCUGUGUGCAAUACUUUGAAGAGCAUUUUGAGUUGCUUGACUCUUUAGUUGUAUGCUAUGACAAUAAGGAGAUUGCUCUGCAUUGUGGAAGUAUGCUUAGGGAAUGCAUUAAAUUCCCAAGUCUUGCUAAGUACAUAUUAGAGUCUGCCUGCUUUGAGUUAUUCUUCAAGUUCGUGGAAUUGCCAAACUUUGAUGUUGCUUCUGAUGCAUUUUCAACAUUCAAGGAUCUUCUUACAAAACAUGACUCUGUAGUCUCUGAGUUUCUCACCUCUCAUUACACUGAGUUCUUUGAUGUUUAUGAAAGACUUUUGACAUCUUCAAAUUAUGUGACGAGAAGACAAUCACUGAAGCUUCUCUCGGAUUUCCUGUUGGAGCCUCCAAAUUCCCACAUAAUGAAGAAAUUCAUCUUAGAAGUUCGUUAUUUGAAAGUCAUAAUGACACUUUUGAAGGACUCGAGCAAGAACAUUCAGAUAUCAGCCUUCCAUAUAUUUAAGAUCUUUGUUGCGAAUCCUAAUAAGCCGCAAGAAGUGAAGAUCAUAUUGGCAAGAAACCAUGAGAAAUUACUCGAACUCCUCCACGAUUUGUCCCCUGGUAAAGGUUCCGAAGAUGAUCAAUUCGAAGAGGAAAAGGAGCUCAUCAUCGAGGAGAUUCAAAAAUUGUCUGGCUUGAAAAACCUCGAACGUUAAAAAUUCUUUUGCCUCCUCAUCUCUCUGUUCCACGCAGAUGAAGUUUCUUGUGAACUCUGUGUGUCCAAUGUUUCAUAACUGCUCGUCUUAACAUGAAACUGCUGCUUUUCCUAGUGAGUGUAGUAAUGUAACUUUUGAUUCACUCUGUGUUGCCCCUGAGUUGUUCAGAUUCAAAUAUAACUUGUCCUACAUUUAAAGACCACAACCUUUUGUUACCUUUUAAUAUCUUUAUAUGAAGAUUCUGCUUUUGUAUGUAA
Arabidopsis thaliana (thale cress) is the source of this 1733-nucleotide messenger RNA. RefSeq names its product Mo25 family protein. The record is from RefSeq and is marked reviewed. Bases 439 to 1476 code for a protein of 345 amino acids. Lineage: Eukaryota; Viridiplantae; Streptophyta; Magnoliopsida; Brassicales; Brassicaceae. The transcript has 11 exons.